This is a messenger RNA of Cyphellophora attinorum, 1653 nucleotides long. Its product is annotated as Actin-related protein 10. The record is from RefSeq and is a predicted model, not a curated record. NCBI's taxonomy places the organism in Eukaryota, Fungi, Ascomycota, Eurotiomycetes, Chaetothyriales, Cyphellophoraceae. The transcript has a single exon. Bases 1 to 1653 code for a protein of 550 amino acids. Gene Ontology annotation, biological process: microtubule-based movement.
AUGGCAACCGCGACAGCAUCUGCCAUUCGCCCGGGUCUUCGCGACAACAGACAGCUCUCAGGCUCUCCCCACACACCGACCUCCCGCUUCAUAUCCUCCAACUAUUCUUCUCCAGGCUCUACGUUCCGUCAGGAGGAAGACGCUGUAAUCAUCGAACUCGAUGCUCGGCUUGUAAAAGCAGGCUUCGAAGGCGAGAGCGCACCACAAUGCGUUAUACCCUUCACUCCUGAGAGCGCGCGCAGGGUCGGCGACUACCGAGAAUGGCUGCCAGGCUACAAACCUCCAAAGGGCAGCCUUGAGGAUAGCGUGAGUGACUAUGAGCUCUGGAGAGAUGAUCUCGGGCAUGGUCUUGAGGACGAUGCAUUCGAUUUGGGCCUCCUCGAGGACAAAUUGGAAAGAGCUGUGCGCGACGCAUACAAUACAUAUCUUUUGACUGAUGCCGGCACUGCACGCCUAGUACUUGUACUGCCUUCUGUGUUACCGCGUCCAAUACUGUCUGCGGUUCUUAGCAUGCUCUUUGGACGCUGGAAGUUUCCUUCGAUAUCGCUCCUUCCCCGCCCGACUGUUUGUUUGGCUGCCGCCGGCAUGAGAUCGGGCAUCGUUGUUGAUAUUGGCUGGCAUGAAACCACAAUUACGCCGGUCUACGAGUACCGAGAGAUGAAGACUAGCCGGAGCAUACGCGGCAUGAAGACGCUGACUCUGCAUGUAGGGCGGAUGCUGGAGUCCAUCGCUGAGAAGCAGGCUGUUGCCCACGAUGAGGCGCUACAGAUUGAUCUACCUUUCGUCGAGGACUUCGUAUACCGAAUGGCGCGGUGCGAGUCCCAAGCAACAACACCAACCAAUGAAAAAAGUGCAUCGAGACUGGAAGAGUCGCCGAUCGUCACGCUCGACUGGCCUACAGACUCGUCGUCUGUGGAAGUGUCAUUCCCACUUUCGACAGUCACAGAAGUCGUGGAUGAAUGCUUCCUCCCCAGCGGCUCGGAGCUCCAACCCGACGACGAAGAACUCCCACUCCCAGAGCUCCUUUACAAUGCUCUACUGCAUCUCCCGCCAGACGUCCGCGCCAUCUGCAUGGCUCGCAUCACCUUUGUUGGCGCCGGAUCGACCAUUCCCAACCUGCGCCAGGCUGUGGUAACAAACCUGGAGGCUAUCGUCGCCCGUCACGGUUGGACACCUGUUCGAGGCACGCACGUGGCUAAAGGGCGCCAGAACCUCACUCUCACUGUCCAGAAUCGAUCCAGGAGGCGCAUCCCGGAGGCAGAUGACAAUAAUGGCGUUGCAAGCAUCUCACAUCCUCAAAACGACACGGCCCCAACAACGGCAGAAGGAAGUACUUUCGAAGACAAGCUCCAAAAGCAGCUCACCAAAGACUCCUCUCAGCAGUCCGCUCAACAGACAGUACAAGGGCAAAUUCGCUGCGUGGAAAGUCUAGGUGCAUGGGCAGGUGCGAGUCUCCUCACGAGCUUGAAGGUAAAGGCGGUAGUGGAGAUAGAGCGGAGCCGAUUUUUGGAAAGCGGUAUCGCGGGUGCCACGAGGGAUAGAGAGACCGAUGCUGUGACAACUGGGCAACGGGCGUCCAGUGGCGGAGCUGGCGCGGUAGGAGGUGGGAAGGCUGGAGAGAGGACAAGUUGGACGUUGGGUGUAUGGGCGUGA